Coffea eugenioides is the source of this 2934-nucleotide messenger RNA. Its product is annotated as putative late blight resistance protein homolog R1B-16. Gene Ontology annotation, biological process: defense response to other organism. The transcript has 2 exons. Gene Ontology annotation, molecular function: ADP binding. Lineage: Eukaryota; Viridiplantae; Streptophyta; Magnoliopsida; Gentianales; Rubiaceae. The record is from RefSeq and is a predicted model, not a curated record. The coding region runs from base 1 to 2934 and encodes 977 amino acids.
AUGGAAGCUUCAAAAGAAUUAUCAAGGUCACCACUCACUUUUGUUCCAGAGAAGAACAAGUAUAUAGUGGCGGAAUUUGUUGACUCUCUCCUUGGUGCUCUUAGGCAGAUACUAGAUUUUCACAUCACUUUUAUGGUCCCUGUGCCGGACCAUAUUCUGAAUCUCCAUGAGGGAGUAAAGUCAAUCAGUAUCCUUCUUCAUGUGAAGCAAGAGAAUUUCAAUGCUCUACCUGACAAAAUGAAGGAUCAUAUUGGAGUUGUGAUCAUUGAUUUAGGAAUUGUAAUUUGCUCCAUUUCAGUGAAUGAAAUAAAACAUGGCUUGGCAAAGGGAACAGAUCUUGCAAUUUCUCGUUUGGUGAAAGAGCUCCAAUUUGUGAUGCAAGAAGUUGCACAAACGCAUCCUCCAUCAUCAUCAUCACUCAGAUUCCCUAGGACUAACGAGCUGGGCUCUAUUGAUUUCUUCUUAGAGAAUCUCCAGGAAAUAGCAACUUCUGAGGCCGGUUCGAUUGCUUCCCCAAAGGAUCAAAUCCAAAUAAUCCAAGAAGAUCUUUUAUUUUUAAGAUCUUUCCUACAGAAAAUUGCAAAGCAGCGCAACCAGAACGUGAAAUUUCAAGCUCUUUGGGAUGGUGCUAUGGAGGUGGCCUACAAGGCAGAGUUUGUCAUCGACUCUGUUGCGCUUGGGGAUAGACUUGAAUGUUUGGAUACUGUUGCUGGAGAUAUCAAGCAUACGAAGACUGAGGCCCUUAAAGUCUCUGACAGCAUCAGGAAUGAUGAUGAAGCUCAGAGAGUUGCCAACAACUCUAUUCACUUCAAAUCACAACUCAGUACCCUAGCACUGAAUGAAGUUCUGGUGGGUCUUGAUGAAGAGGUAAAGACAAUUGCAGAUGGGCUUACCAGGGGUUCAAACCAACUAGAUAUUGUUUCAAUUGUGGGUAUGGCUGGACUUGGUAAGACAACAUUAGCCAACACAAUUUACCAUCACCCUUCAAUUUUAGGCCACUUCCAUUUCCGUGCUUGGUGUACUAUUUCCCAAGUAUACAGCAAGCAGAAUUUGUUAGUUCAAAUUUUGUCCAGUAGUGGUAGUGGAAGUCAUGAUCAAUAUAUUAAGAUGCAUGAAGAUGAUUUGGUUGUGACGCUCUUCCAGCUUUUGAAGAGAAAUAGGUAUGUUAUCAUUUUGGAUGACGUGUGGGACAUUGGGGCAUGGAAUUUGUUGGAAAGAUCGUUGCCAAACGAUGCAAAUGGAAGCAGGAUUCUGUUCACCAGCAGGAUUGAGAAUUUGUCUUUGCAAUUUAAAUCUAAUAGCAAGUCUCACCAUCUCUGCCAUCUUAGUGGUAAAGAGUGUCUUGAAUUGCUUCUGAGGAAGAUAUUUGGCAAAGAAGAUUGUCCUCCAACACUAAUCAAAGUUUUAAUGCAAGUAGCAAAUAAGUGCAAGGGGCUACCUCACACAGUUGUCAUUUUUGCUGGAAUUCUUUCAAGAAUUGAGCCAGACUGCUGGCAAGAAUUUGCAGACAGCCUCAAUUCCAACACUUCUAAUAGCACUGAACCAUUGGAGCUGAGUUACAUUCAUUUACCUGAAUAUUUGAAGCCAUGCCUUCUUUACAUAGGUGCAUUUCGAGAAGACCAAGACAUUCCUGUCCGAAAGUUGUCAUGGCUUUGGAUCUCUGAAGGAUUUGUCCAAAAGAUAGAAGGGAAGAGUCUAGAUGAUGUGGCAGAAGACUACUUGAAAGAUUUGAUUGGUAGAAGUUUGGUAAUGGUAACCGAACAAAGAACUCUUGCUGGUGCCAAAAUUUGCCGACUUCAUGAUUUAGUACAUGAGUUUGUUGUGGCAAAGGCCAAAAAAGAAAGUUUUCUACAGAUUUCAUAUGGGAGUAAUGACCUUCUACAGAUUUCAAAUUGGGGUGAUGACCUUUCUACUUCUACUGGACCCAGCCCCCACCGACUGUGUAUGCAUUCGAUGAGCGGAAAGGAGCUUGAGAUGUCCAGGCCAUUUUUUCCUAGACUACGUUGUUUGCUCUCCUUUGGUUAUGCUUGUACGGAUUCAGAAGAGCUGCAUGAUGGCCCCUUUUGGUUUCUAAAAUCAAAACUUCUUAGAGUUUUAGAUUUUAGGGACAUGCGUAUUUCUUGCAAUUUUCCAAGCGAAUUAUUAUUGCUUGUGCACCUAAGAUACUUGGCAAUUAGCUUGUGGUAUUCAGCAUCCAUUCCAUCUGCCAUAGACAACCUCUCAAGGUUACAUACAUUUCUGGUAGGGGGCAAUGCUGUUGCUGGGUUGCCUAAUACUAUCUGGAACAUUAAGACACUGAGACAUCUAAGGAGAACAGAGCUUCCGGAUCUGGGUGGUUCGACACUGAGAUAUCAAAAGAAUAGAAAGAUACUGAAAAAGCUACCAACCAUUCGCAGGCUAAAAUGCGUGCAUGCAGAUGGUGGAAAACGGACUGGGAUUCUCAAGCUGGACAGUUUGAAUCAACUAGAAUCACUUCAGUUGCAUCGCUUUUACGGCUGCAAGUUUGAAUUCCCAAUGAAUUUGAAAAAGCUCACUCUCUCACGCAAUAAAUGGUCGUGGAGUGAAAUUUCAACAAUUGGAAAGUUGCCCAAUCUUGAAGUGCUUAAAUUAUUAAAGAAGUCCUUCAUGGGGGAAAAAUGGGAAAUGCAAGAAGGGGAAUUCUCUAAUCUCCGAUUCUUGGAAUUGUCAACAUUGAAUCUUUGCAGUUGGACUGCCUAUAAUUCUGAUAAAUUUUCUCGUCUUGAGAAAUUGGUUUUGCAUAGCUGUCUGCUGCUGGAAGAUGUCCCUCUUUGUUUAGGGGAAAGUACUACCAUUGAAAUGAUUGAGGUGGAAAAUUGUUGCAACUCUCUUGUGAGUUCUGUAGAACAAAUUCAGCAAGAACAGCUGGAGAUGGGAAACCAGGAUCUGAAGGUCGUUAUCACACGCGCCAUUUGA